Molecule: messenger RNA, 534 nt
Organism: Sabethes cyaneus
Lineage: Eukaryota; Metazoa; Arthropoda; Insecta; Diptera; Culicidae
Gene: mRpL23
Product: probable 39S ribosomal protein L23, mitochondrial
Exons: 2
Coding region: 56-511 (151 amino acids)
Biological process (GO): mitochondrial translation
Cellular component (GO): mitochondrial large ribosomal subunit; ribosome
Molecular function (GO): structural constituent of ribosome
Source: RefSeq, a predicted model, not a curated record
UUCAAUACCUCAAUAUCUACCAAUAGUUUAGUUCCCAAUAAUUUCGAUACCGACCAUGUCCACCCGGUGGUAUCCGAUUUAUCAGCGAGGCAAUCCGCAGCUGCGAGUGUUUUUACCAAACUUUUGGCUUAAACUGAUUCGGCCGGAACACGAGCAACCACCAAACGUGGUACAGUUUGCUUGCUCUAUGGAAAUGACCAAAUACGACGUAAAGAAUUAUCUGCAGAAGAUCUACAACGUUCCAGUGGUGGACGUCCGGACGCGGAUAGCACUGGGCAAAUCAAAACGGGACCAAGUGAUGGGUUAUGUUACGAAGGAAGAGGACACCAAGCUUGCUUAUGUUACACUGCCCAAAGAUACAAAGUUUGAAUUUCCAAAUCUCUUUCCCGAGGAAGCCAAAAAACAGUUGGAGGACGACAAAAAAUCGCUGGAUGAAGCCAAGAAGAACCACAAAAAGUAUCUGGAGAAAAACAAGCACAGGCCCGGUACCCCCGGCUGGUUCUCAAUAUAAAAUAAACGCAUUUGCUAGUAGAG